CUUCAGGGUUCAGAUUUCUUCCAACACGGGUCUUUUUUCUUUUCUUUUUUACCCCCUCAAACCUUAAUAAAACCGCUCUCCUGUCUUUCCACCAUAAUACCUCUUUCAGCUAGCUGGGUUUGGUCCCCAUAGUUGUGACUGUGCGAACUCACCUAGGUGAGUUCUUCAUCAUCGUCAUCAUCCCUUCAUCCCAUACCCAUUUCCUUGUUUCCAUUUAAAGCUCGUCUUUACUUUUGUGUGACCCUCUUUAUUACAUUUACUUGUACUCAUAUAUACCCACUUUAUCCAUCUCAAUUACCCAUAUAUGGCUGACGACAUUCUCAACCAAACAGGCUUCUGGCUUCCACCGGAUAUCCUCUCCGAUGAUGACGAUUCAAAAACUCUGUUUCUUAACACCAGAAUUCCUUUUGAUUACAGACCACAGGUGAUGAAAACCGUAGGCUUGUCAUGCAGUCAAUUCCCCCCUCGUGCUGCUUCCCAGAAACCACCGAUGUUGCCCGUUUCGACUCAUUUCAGAAGCAUGCAGCCCAGCUAUGUAAGUUCAAAUGCUACCUUUCGAGCCCCAUUUACUCGGAACAAUCCGCUGCCGCCUCCAUCUCCUCGUACCACUCCGCUGCCGCCUCCAUCUCCUCGUACCACUCCUCUGCUGCCUCCAUCUCCUCGUACCACUCCUCUGCCGCCUCCAUCUCCUCGGACCACUCUUCUGCCGCCUCCAUCUCCUCGGACCACUCCUCUGCCGCCUCCAUCUCCUCGUACCACUCCGCUGCCGCCUCCAUCUCCUCGUACCACUCCGCUGCCGCCUCCAUCUCCUCGUACCACUCCGCUGCCGCCUCCAUCUCCUCGGACCACUCCGCUGCCGCCUCCAUCUCCUCGUACCACUCCUCUGCCGCCUCCAUCUCCUCGUACCUCUCCUCUGCCGCCUCCAUCUCCUCGGACCUCUCCUCUGCCGCCUCCAUCUCCUCGUACCUCUCCUCUGCCGCCUCCAUCUCCUCGGACCACUCCUCUGCCGCCUCCAUCUCCUCGGACCACUCCUCUGCCGCCUCCAUCUCCUCGGACCACUCUGCUGCCGCCUCCAUCUCCUCGGACCACUCUGCUGCCGCCUCCAUCUCCUCGGACCACUCUGCUGCCGCCUCCAUCUCCUCGGACCACUCUGCUGCCGCCUCCAUCUCCUCGGACCACUCUGCUGCCGCCCCCAUCUCCUCGGACCACUCUGCUGCCGCCUCCAUCUCCUCGGACCUCUCUGCUGCCGCCUCCAUCUCCUCGGACCACUCUGCUGCCGCCUCCAUCUCCUCGGACCACUCUGCUGCCGCCUCCAUCUCCUCGGACCACUCUGCUGCCGCCUCCAUCUCCUCGGACCACUCUGCUGCCGCCUCCAUCUCCUCGGACCACUCUGCUGCCGCCUCCAUCUCCUCGGAUCACUCUGCUGCCGCCUCCAUCUCCUCGGAUCACUCUGCUGCCGCCUCCAUCUCCUUGGACCACUCUGCUGCCGCCUCCAUCUCCUUGGACCACUCCGCUGCCGCUUCCAUCUCUUCGGACCACUCCUCUGCCGCCUCCAUCUGCGGUCAAUCAUUCGCUUAGGGGUCUCUGCUCUAACAAUUAUAAAGGUCAGCUAAAACAUCACUCUUCUCCCACACAGGGAAGACCCUAUAGCUCCAUGACGGCGGCAGCAGGCAGGAGGUGUGGCCCGAUCUCUGCAUGGCACCCAAAUCUGUUUCUGCAGGGAGGCGUUUUAGGCAUGGGAGGAUCCGAGAUGAAAAAGGAAUAUGCCGGUACCGGCGUGUUCUGGCCCCGGCACCGUCUUCCGGAUUCUGCUUGGAAAAAGCCAAAUGACAUGGGAAGAAGGAAGGUGCAGCAGCAUUUGAUGCAUGAAAAAAAAAAUAAAAAAAAAAAGAUAGCAAGUUUGCAGCUGGGAGAGGGAGGAGAAGUGCCAAUAACUCAUGAAUCCUUCCUUCCCCAUGAAUGGACUUACUAACUCUAUUCUCUCUGUUUUGAUGUACAGGUGUUUGUUGUUCUUGUUCUACUUCUAAGUUGUUUCCUUUUAGUUUCAAUAAAUGAAUGAAAAGUUGUGGGUUGAUUAGA
Messenger RNA from Impatiens glandulifera, 2079 nucleotides. Its product is annotated as leucine-rich repeat extensin-like protein 5. Lineage: Eukaryota; Viridiplantae; Streptophyta; Magnoliopsida; Ericales; Balsaminaceae. The record is from RefSeq and is a predicted model, not a curated record. Bases 305 to 1972 code for a protein of 555 amino acids. The transcript has 4 exons.